Molecule: messenger RNA, 711 nt
Organism: Belonocnema kinseyi
Lineage: Eukaryota; Metazoa; Arthropoda; Insecta; Hymenoptera; Cynipidae
Product: regucalcin-like
Exons: 4
Coding region: 1-711 (236 amino acids)
Biological process (GO): L-ascorbic acid biosynthetic process
Molecular function (GO): calcium ion binding; gluconolactonase activity
Source: RefSeq, a predicted model, not a curated record
AUGGUUUACGAGAUGGGAGGUCGCUUGCUGCACCUAACCAGCAGGCGAUGGGUGGAAAAAGGGAAGGCAAAUGCAUUUGCUGUAUUUUACCAGCAGAGGGCAGGGACGCUUAUAGCAGGCGAACCUAUUUCGGGAAAAUUGUGGUCUUUCCAUCCACAUCCGCUUCCAACGCAAGUUCUGGAGCAUACGCUUCCCGGAAUUUCUCUGACUAAUGGAAUAGUGUGGCACGUUCACGAUCGUUCGAAAUUCUAUUGCAUCGAUGCUAUGAAUAAUGUAAUUGUGUCGGUCGGUUAUGAUGCGGUUGAAAGAAAAGUUACUGGGAUAAUUGCUAUCAUCUUCCAAUUGGAUCCUUGGUAUCUUACUGAUGGACAUCUUCUCUACCCCGGUCAUGCCAUGCUAGGUCGUAUGACAAUUGAUACCAAAGGUCGGCUCUAUGUGCCCUUAAAUGGAGGUUCACAUAUCCUUCAAAUCAAUCCAAAUACUAGAAUAAUAGUACCUAGACCUAUUUACAUACCUGCAGUCAAAGUCAAAGGAUGCGCUUUCGGAGGUAUUGACAUGAAUGUUUUAUACGUAUCAACACAGGCAUUUGGUCCUAAUGAAGAAGCUCCAGCGGGUGAUCAGAGUGGAAAGAUUUUCGCCGUCUCUAACCUUGGCAAGGGCGUGAAGGGACAUGAGGCAUGGCCAUUCGUGAUGCCUUCGUUAUAUAAGUGA